AUGUUUGGUGCCCUCUCCACGGUUACGGCUGAUCGUGGUGUCCAAUUUGAGUCCGCACUCUUCCAAACGCCCCUUAAUCUUCUCGACUGCACAAGCAUUGGGACGACAGCCUACCACCCAGCUGUCAACGGUAUGGUUGAGCGUUUCCAUAGUCAGUGCUCGCUUUCCCCGGUUCCGUCCCGAAUUCCAACGACCGAGUCUUAUUUCGAAAAAGGCUUAGACAAAUGCACUCAUAUGUUCGUUCGAUGUGACCGGGUGCGCCAGCCGCUGGAAUCACCAUACGAAGGACAGUUCCGUGUGCUCGCAAGCAACGUCAUGACCUGCCGGAUCCUUCGCGGUGAGAAGAAGGAUGUGGUCAGUGUCGAAUGGGUCAAGGCUGCUCUCAGAGGAGCCGUCGAACCCACCUCAAUGACAAAACUGUUCUGA
Molecule: messenger RNA, 426 nt
Organism: Spirometra erinaceieuropaei
Lineage: Eukaryota; Metazoa; Platyhelminthes; Cestoda; Diphyllobothriidea; Diphyllobothriidae
Source: the annotation of a GenBank genome assembly